AUGUGCGUAGUGAGCGUGCUCGUGGGCCAUCAUUUCUGCGGCGGCAGCACUGGUGGCGCCCUGGGCGGUGCGGCGAGCAGCAAGGCCCCAUCCGCAGCGCUGUCAGCACGCCUCAAAGGCAGAGCCGACAACGGCAGCGACGCCACCGCGGCCGGCGCAGACGGAGGCGCAGCGACGGAUACGAAAGAGCAGUCUGACGCCUCUGGGGAGGAGGCCGUGCGGGCGCUCAACACUGCGCUGCGUCUGAUGGAGAAGGCUGGGGUGGGCCUCAACAUGUCGCAGCUGCUGGACUUCAACCGCGCGCGGGUGGCGCUGUACACUAAAUCAGACGCAUUCAAAAGGCACCGCGCCGAGUUCCGCCGCCGCAUCAUCGAGGAGGGCGCCCCCGCGCGCCGCGGCAUCGUCAUCGCUGCCGGCGGCACCAACAACUUUGCGAACGCGGCCGUCACGCUGCGCGUGCUGCGGCGCACCCUCAACUGCUCGCUGCCCGUCGAGAUCGUGCACUUUGGGCCCAAGGAGCGCGACGAGAAGUUGGUGGCCAUGAUGCAGAGUGAAUCGGGGUCUGGGCCAGUGUACAUCACCGACGGGCUCGACCCCAAGAUCGCGGCGCGCGUCGGCGCGCACCACCGGAAAGUGGCGCCCGAGUCGUUCGCGUCCAAGGUCUACGCGCUCGCGUUCGUGCUGCUGCUUGACGCUGACAACCUGCCCCUGGCCUGCCCCGAUUAUCUGUUCAGCACGACCGAGUUCCAAGAGCAUGGCAGCCUCUUCUGGCCAGACUGGUGGCACAACGCGUGGGUCAACCCGUCCAUCUACUCGCGUUUCGGCAUGCCCAAGGCGCCCUGGGACGGCAACCCUUCGCACCGCCUGGCAGAGUCGGGGCAGCUGAUGCUCGAUCGGGUGCGGCAUUUUGAUGUCCUGCAGUGGAUCUGGCUGCUCAACAGCCACACAGAGGUGGUCUACAAGGCAAUGCAUGGGGACAAGGUGCGGCCGGGUGGAGCGGAUCGGGUGGUGUGUGCGUGA
Monoraphidium neglectum is the source of this 1020-nucleotide messenger RNA. RefSeq lists its product as hypothetical. Gene Ontology annotation, biological process: mannan biosynthetic process. Gene Ontology annotation, cellular component: Golgi apparatus. NCBI's taxonomy places the organism in Eukaryota, Viridiplantae, Chlorophyta, Chlorophyceae, Sphaeropleales, Selenastraceae. Gene Ontology annotation, molecular function: alpha-1,2-mannosyltransferase activity. The coding region runs from base 1 to 1020 and encodes 339 amino acids. The record is from RefSeq and is a predicted model, not a curated record. The transcript is spliced from 4 exons.